Molecule: messenger RNA, 1453 nt
Organism: Tigriopus californicus
Lineage: Eukaryota; Metazoa; Arthropoda; Copepoda; Harpacticoida; Harpacticidae
Product: zinc metalloproteinase nas-4-like
Biological process (GO): proteolysis
Molecular function (GO): metalloendopeptidase activity; zinc ion binding
Source: RefSeq, a predicted model, not a curated record
UCAAAGAUUAUUAAAGCCGGUCAAACGCAAAAAUGGUUAGGGGCUUUACGUGGCAUUUUGCUCGCCUCACAACCCACACAUUUGGAGCGACAUUUUUUCGAAGGCUCAAACCUGAUUGAAGCACAAACCAGGAUAUAUAGUUAUAGAUCUCGAUAAUGGAGACUCAGUUACUGUUUGAUUCCGUGCCAAAAUGGCGUUUCUAAUUCCAAUAACGUUAACUCUUUUCGUCGCCCUUGGGAUGGAAAUCAAUGGCAAUCCAAUGCCAGUACCUCAAACAUACAGUGAUUUGGAUUACUACCCUGACAGCAGUGGAGGCGAUAAUCUGGAUGAUUAUGCAUAUGGCAGUGCGGGAGCCAAUCCGGCUCAACAAGAAUCAGAUAUCCCCAGAGACGAGGAUGGCAACUACAUCGUCGGAGACAUGAUCCUCUCUCCCGAACAAUACAAGGCCGACUUCCUGGGAGAGGAUCUUCGUAGCGGAAUCAGAGGUGAUAAAUAUCGCUGGCCUGGUGGAAUCAUUCCCUAUAGAAUGGACGGGACCUUAACUAGUUCUGAACGAAGGGACGUCGUUGGCUCGAUCGGGAGGUUUAACAAAAUCAUGGCUGGGUGUUUAAAGAUCAGAGAGGCUUUCCAGUCUGAGAGUGCCUAUGUGAAAGUUCAUCAUGGUCGAGGUGGUUGCGGAUAUUCCUCCGUUGGUCGGCAAGGCAGCUCUCAGACUUUGAGUAUCAGUGGCGGGUGCUUCACCGACGACACCAUCCUACACGAGUUUAUUCACGCUUUUGGUUUCUAUCAUGAGCAAUCGCGUCCAGAUCGCGAUCAAUAUGUGACCAUUGUCACCGAAAAUAUUAGCCCGAGUAAUCGGAAUAACUUCAAUUUGAGAGUCAAUGACUUGACUUUCAACGUGCCCUACGAUGGCCUGAGUAUCAUGCACUACUCUUCCAAAGCGUUUUCAAGAAACGGAAAAGACACUAUCAUAUCGAAGAUCCCUGGCGUUCCGACUUCUAGGUUGGGUAGAGGCGACAAAAUGACCAAGCUCGAUAUCUUGAAACUCAAGCGCAUGUACGGGUGUUCAGAGACUUCCGAGCCAACCACCGAGAUUCCAACAAUCAAACCUAUAAACCCAACCAGUCCAAGCAGUUCGACAGAGUCAAUUGCUUCGAUCCUAGGACUUUUGGGAUCGGUCAUCGAUCCAGAUCAAGUUCAAAGCGGUUAUGACACCGGAGACUACACCUCUUUUGAAGGUGACUAUGGUGCGUCUUCCCAAGCCGGAACUGGGGAAGAAUAUGUGUCGGUUGGAUCUAGUGACGACUACUACUAGAAGACAUUUGCAACCAACUUUCAACUCAAACGUGUGAUUUGUGCGUAGACGAUCACUUUAUUUUGACGGAUAUCACACAUUUGCGGUCGCAUAAAUUUGAGUUAUAUUUGGCUCACUAAUAAACACCAAUGAUUGAGA